This is a messenger RNA of Physeter macrocephalus (sperm whale), 1010 nucleotides long. Its product is annotated as meiosis inhibitor protein 1-like. Lineage: Eukaryota; Metazoa; Chordata; Mammalia; Artiodactyla; Physeteridae. The annotation marks the transcript as partial. Gene Ontology annotation, biological process: meiosis I. The record is from RefSeq and is a predicted model, not a curated record. The transcript has 9 exons.
UGAGCAAGCUGUGUGGGAAAUGCAGUCCCACUGACACAGACAUCCUGCAGCCCUCCUUCAACUUCCUGUAUUGGAGCCUUCAUCAGACCACGCUGGGCAGUCAGAAAAGAGCUGCUGCAGUGCUCCUGAGCAGCACGGCCCUGAUAGAGCUUCUAGAGAAGACGCUGUCCCUCACCUGGGCUGAGGAGGGCUCUCCCGGGCCCGAGCUCCUCUGCUCCGCCUGGCUGCUCACUGCCUCCUUCUCUGCCCAGCAGCACGAUGGCAAUCUGCAGGUUCAUCAGACGCUGUCUGUGGAACUGGACCAAGUAUUGAAGGCCCUCAGCUUUCCGAAGAAAAAGGCUGCGCUGCUCUCAGCUGCCAUCUUACGCUUCCUGCGGACAGCCCUGCAACAAAGCUUUUCCUCUGCCCUGGUUGCCCUGCUGCCCUCGGGGGCCCAGCCACCGCCAGCCCCUGAAGACACUGUCCUGGCUCCACUGGGAACAUCACAAGUGCUGUCCCUGGUCAUUGGACUGCAGAACCUCCUGGUUCAGAAGGACCCUCUGUUGUCCCACGCUUGUGUCGGCUGCCUGGAGGCCUUGUUUGACUACCUGCAUGCCCGGAGUCCAGACAUCGCACUCCAUGUGGCCUCCCAGCCCUGGAAUCGGUUUUUGCUAUUUACCCUCCUGGAUACUGGAGAGAAUUCCUUCCUCAGAGCUGAGAUCUUGAGGCUCAUGACCCUGUUUGUGCGGUUCCGGAGCAGCAGCAUCCUCUCUCAUGAAGAGGUGGGCCGUGUUCUGCAAGGCGCAGCUUUGGCUGACCUCUCUACCCUCUCCAGCACCACACUCCAGGCUCUGCGUGGCUUCUUCCUGCAGGUCCAGAGCAUGGGCCUCCUGGCUGAUCAUAGCAUGGCCCAGACCCUGCAGGCCUCCUUGGAGGGUCUUUCCCCCAGGGCCUCCACGGCCCAGCCGCCCCUACAGGACAUGAUCUGCCUGGGAGGAGUGGCUGUAUCCCUGUCCCACAUCAGAGACUGA